AUGAUGAUGAAGAGUUUGAGUUUGCUUUCCGUUCGCCGUCAUCAUCCACGAGUCGAUCCUUUUCGUUCCCUCACUCCGGCGUCCACACCGAACCUUUCCUCUUCGCUUCUCAACAAACCGUCGGUUCAUCAAGCUGGUCGUUUCCUCACUCCGGCGUCCACAUCGAUCCUUUCCUCUUCGCUUCUCAACAAACCGUCGGUUUCAUCGAACCCUAGCUACUAUGCUAAGGUAAUCUUUAUGGAAAGUGAACACAAUAAUCUACUCGGUGUCUAG
Molecule: messenger RNA, 273 nt
Organism: Arabis nemorensis
Lineage: Eukaryota; Viridiplantae; Streptophyta; Magnoliopsida; Brassicales; Brassicaceae
Source: the annotation of a GenBank genome assembly